Molecule: messenger RNA, 1626 nt
Organism: Colius striatus (speckled mousebird)
Lineage: Eukaryota; Metazoa; Chordata; Aves; Coliiformes; Coliidae
Gene: PARP3
Product: poly(ADP-ribose) polymerase family member 3
Cellular component (GO): site of double-strand break
Molecular function (GO): NAD+ poly-ADP-ribosyltransferase activity
Source: RefSeq, a predicted model, not a curated record
AUGGCCCCCAAGCGCCGUGCAUCCCCUCCGAAGCAGCUGGAUGGUAGAGGCAAGAAAGCAAAGGAGGGAGAGGAGGAGGAUGCCUGGAGCUCCGCCUUGGCAGCCCUGAAAACUGCUCCCAAGGAGAAGCCCCCAGCCACCAUCGAUGGGCUGUGCCCCCUGAGCACGGCACUGGGUGCCCAAGUCUACAAGGACUACGACUGCACUCUGAAUCAGACCAACAUCAGUGCCAACAACAAGUUCUACAUCAUCCAGCUCCUUGAGCACAGUGGUGCCUACAGUGUCUGGAGCCGCUGGGGCCGUGUGGGCGAGGUGAGCCAGUCCAAGCUCAUGCCCUGUGCCUCCCUGGAGGCUGCCAAGAAGGAUUUUGAGAAGAAGUUUCGGGAGAAGACCAAGAACAGCUGGGGCAGGGAGAACUUUGUUGCCCAGCCAGGGAAAUACACACUCAUCGAGGUGCAGCCAGGAGCCAGGCAGGAGGUGGAGGCUGCCCUCAGGGUGGAUAGCGUGGAUGGGGAGAAGGUCUGCAAGCAGUGGGUGCUACCCUGCACCUUGGACAAAGCCACGCAGGACCUGGUGACCCUCAUCUUCAGCAGUGGCAUGUUCCGGGAUGCCAUGCAGACCAUGAACAUUGAUGUGAAGAAGAUGCCUCUGGGGAAGCUGAGCAAGCAGCAGAUUGCCAGGGGCUUCGAGGCGCUGGAGGAGCUGGAGGCAGCACUGGGGGAGCAGCCUCCCUAGGCCGCCCGCCUGGAUCACCUCUCCUCCCGCUUCUACACCAUCGUCCCCCAUAACUUUGUGUGGGCUUGGCCGCCUCCCAUCGACUCCCCUGAUCUGCUGCGUGCCAAGAAGGACAUGCUGCUGGUGCUGGCUGACAUCAAGGUGGCUCAGAGCCUGCAGGCACAGAAGGUGAAGGAGGAGGAGGAGGAGGAGGAGGAGGAGGAGAAGGAGGAGGAGGAGGAGGAGGAGGAGAAGGAAGUGGCCCAUCCACUGGAUCGGGAUUACACCCUACUCUGCUGCCAGCUCUGUCUGCUGGACCCUGCUUCCCGGGAAUACCAGCUGAUCCAAAACUACGUGGCACAGACUGGGCACAGCCUCCACAUCCUCAACAUCUGGCAGGUGGCCAGAGAUGGCGAGGAUGAGUGCUUCAAGGCCCAUGAGCACCUAGAGCACCGGCGCCUGCUCUGGCACGGCACCAAUGUGGCGGUGGUGGCAGCCAUCCUGAAGAGCAGGCUGUGCAUCAUACCCCACUCCGGCGGGCGUGUGGGCACGGGCAUCUACUUUGCCUCUGAGAACAGCAAGUCAGCCUGCUACGUGGGCUGCAUGUCCCAGAAGGUUGGCAUCAUGUUCCUGACAGAGGUGGCCCUGGGCAAGCCCUACCGCAUUACCCGUGAUGACCCCACAUUGUGUCAGCCGCUCGCUGGCUAUGACAGCGUCCUGGCCUGUGGCCAGACAGAGCCAGACCCUGCACAGGAUGAGGAGCUGCUGCUGGAUGGCAAGAAGGUGCUGGUGUGCCAGGGCAAGCCCAUCCCCAUGCCCGCUUACAAGGACUCCUCCUUCAGCCAGAGUGAGUACCUCAUCUACCAGGAGAGCCAGUGCCAGAUCCGCUUUCUUGUGCAGCUCUGCUUCUGA